UAGCUUCCGGAAACCCGGAAGUGCUUUCAAGGUCCUCGGCUUUCGUUUCGUAAACACACAUCGUAGGUCUUUACAUUAAUGUGACAAUGGGGGUUAAAAUAGAAAUGUUCCGGAUGAUGUUGUAUCUGUCCUUUCCCGUGACAAUGUUUUGGAUAUCCAACCAAGCAGAAUAUUUUGAAGAAUACAUUGUUAAGAGGAAGAGAGAAAUAUUCCCCCCAGAUGAAAGCCGUCAUAGAAAAGAGCUGGAAGACUUUAAGGAGCGAAUGCGUCUUCGUAAGGAGCAGCGGCUAUUGAAAGAAAUGUCUUUGGAAUCCAAGAACUAAAAUUAUUCACCAAGCAUCUCACAGAUUUUUCUGGAGAAUUUCGUGGACAAUUGAAAACAAAUUGGAUGAAUGCAUGCCUGAUUUAUUUUGUCAACUUUGUCAUAAUGUUUUAGAGGCUGGCUGUCAAAAUGAAGAUACACUUUGGAUUAUUAAGAUAUGUGCAUUGUCUUAAAUAAAUGUUUAUUAUUAUUGUCUUU
This is a messenger RNA of Synchiropus splendidus (mandarinfish), 520 nucleotides long. RefSeq names its product protein PET100 homolog, mitochondrial. NCBI's taxonomy places the organism in Eukaryota, Metazoa, Chordata, Actinopteri, Syngnathiformes, Callionymidae. Bases 87 to 323 code for a protein of 78 amino acids. Gene Ontology annotation, biological process: mitochondrial respiratory chain complex IV assembly. Gene Ontology annotation, cellular component: mitochondrial inner membrane; mitochondrion. The record is from RefSeq and is a predicted model, not a curated record. The transcript has 4 exons.